UCAUGUAGCGAUUAGCACAAUUUAAACUUUGUACUGAAGCAAGACAACAUAACAAUGAAGCCGUGGGUCCUAUCAUCUAGAAUAGCAGUGAAAAGAAAUAAAGUAUAAUAACAUCUGAUCAGGGUCUUUAAAUUUGCUGAUCAGAGUAUAUUAUAUGUGACGUUAAUUUCGUCGAUGAAAAGCAUUCCACUGCGACAUACGUAAGAUGGAGUCCGCACGCGCAGAGCAAAAUGAUCAGACGGUUGUAAAUUUAUUACCAGAACAGAUUAAUAUCAACAAUAAUGAAUAUGAUGAGGAGGAAAGCAAUGAAAAAUACGAAGAAGAGCAACCACCUGAUGAAACAGAAAAAUUGGUUAAAGAAAAUGAUCACGAUGACAUAAUUGUGCACGCGAUUUUAGCAGACGGUACGAUAACCGUCGAUAGCAGUACGGUGAGGGAUAUAUCAAUGAAAAAGGAUAAUCCAAAGGUCGAAAUAGAAGAAGAGGAACUUGAAUCGAAAGAAAAUCAUGAUGAAAACAAGAAAAAGAAAUGUUGCUGUUGUGCAUGUUUAUGUUGUCAUAAAAAACGUAACAGAAACCGUACAAACAUGUCAGAAAAAAUGAAGAGUACACAAAACCGUGCAACGUCGUCAAGUUACCAAAGCAGUCGUUGUAACCGGUGUUGUUACUGUUGUAAACGAUUUCUAGCAUUUCUCUUCUCUCGUAUUGGACUGUGUUCAUUGGUAGUGGCUUACGCAGUCAUGGGAGGAUUUAUCUUCAAAGAAAUCGAGGCACCCGAAGAGCAAAUAAUUCGUCAUCAGGUGGAAAGUCAACGACAAUCAAAAAUAGCUAAAUUAUGGAAUAUAACACAAGUACAUAAUAUAUUCAGUAGAGAAAAUUGGACCAUUGACGCAGAACGCCUUUUGUUAGAAUUCCAGACAGAAAUUUACAUGGCAACAAAGGAGAAAGGGUGGGAUGGUAAAAAAGAAAAAGGGGAGUUACAAUGGACUUUCUCUAGCUCUCUGUUAUACUCUAUUACUGUUAUAACUACUAUAGGUUAUGGUAACACAGCUCCAAAAACCAAUUUAGGCCGUCUCAUCACCAUAGUUUAUGCUAUUUUUGGAAUUCCUCUUACGUUAUUGUGUCUAGCAAAUCUUGGAAGCUCGAUGGGCAACUGCUUUCGGUUUUUAUACAAACACUUUUGUAAAAUAGUUAUAUGUUUAUGCUGUCCACAACAAGCCCAGUGGUAUGCGAAACGACGAUCAAAGAAUCUCUCCAACAUUCCAGAACUUGACAUCAACAACCUUAACAAAAACGAUAAUAAGGUCAAAGGUUACCAUGCUGGAAAGGAAGAACGAGUUCGUGUUCCGAUCUUUGUUAGUUUGUUAUUGAUAGGAUCUUACAUUUUAGCAGGGGCAGUGAUUUUUGCUACUUGGGAAGACGAUUGGGAUUUAUUAAUCGGAUCCUAUUUCUGUUUCAUAACAUUGUCUACAAUAGGAUUUGGUGAUUUUGUACCGGGAUCAAACAGCGGAUCUUUUGAUAAUCAGGAAAAGAUGAUCAUAUGUAGUGUAUAUCUUAUAUUUGGAUUGUCUAUGAUUGCCAUGUGUUUUAAUUUAAUGCAAGAAGAAGUUCGGGCAAAGUUUCGAUGGUUAGGAGAAAAGAUCGGUAUUAUUGAAAGUGAUUAACACAUGAUCACGCGAUCAAUAUUACUGAAAAACUUACAAAUGACGCUCUAUUCCAGAAUUCAUAGGAAGUUUGCGUACUAGAAUUAACCGACUGAGGCACGUUAAAACCUAUCAGAUGAGGGGAUGUACGAUAAAAGAUCAUCAAUCUUUCAUUGUAUUCUGACUUAAUAUAAUUACCAAACAGCAUGGACAAUAAAAAUUGCAAUGAUUUUAUACCGCUCAGUAUCAUAAUAGUAGAUGGUGGCAUGCGAAAACUUAAAAUCAUAUUCCAGCACUUGCACUUUUAAGUUCCGUUUC
Mytilus californianus (California mussel) is the source of this 1960-nucleotide messenger RNA. RefSeq names its product TWiK family of potassium channels protein 7-like. Bases 206 to 1663 code for a protein of 485 amino acids. Gene Ontology annotation, cellular component: membrane. Gene Ontology annotation, molecular function: potassium ion leak channel activity. The transcript is spliced from 2 exons. NCBI's taxonomy places the organism in Eukaryota, Metazoa, Mollusca, Bivalvia, Mytilida, Mytilidae. Gene Ontology annotation, biological process: potassium ion transmembrane transport; stabilization of membrane potential. The record is from RefSeq and is a predicted model, not a curated record.